AAAUUUCUAAAUAAAUCUUGGCCGUUGGCGCAUCCGACAGCUGCAUCGCGAUCGCAAAACUGCUGACUCUGCGACAUUUACGCCGUACGUGCGCACCAUCACAACCCGGUAUAUUGUAUUGUUGGUCUCCUGAGUUCUUGCAGCCGCGCACGCAACCAGCGCGAGCUACACCAAACACCGAUACUCCACCACAGGUGUCGGCGGGAAAAGUGACCCACGGGGCACACGACACCAAAAGCAGCCCACCAUUCCGUCGUCGCAGGUCUUUCUUCUUCCUCUUCCCGCUCGACCUCCCUAACGUCCCCUCCGUGAGACGUUCCGACAAACACCUCGCGUAUAGCUGGCGUCCGCCAGCAUUUUCAGGCAACCACCGUCCUGUGGGCCUACCCUCUCAAACGGACGCCGCAAAGUCUGUUUGAGUUGGCAGUUAGUGUCCCGCGGAAGAACCUCAUCUUCCUUCGACCUGCCGACCUUGCCCUCCCACCCUCCCACCUCCAGCCAACCCCGACCGCCCCAGCUCUCGCUGCUGUUGCUGCUGCUGUCCUGCGCAGAGAAUAGACGGAUAUGGUCGAUAUUGAGGUCCCUACCAGCUCUGUCUUGUCGACAUCGGAGGCUACUCCGCAUCUGACUAUCAAUCAUGAUGUCGCCGACGAUUUAGACUCUAGCAACGCCUUCGAAGGCCCGGAGAAGCUGCUGGAGGUCUGGUUCGCCCCCAGUCCUUCAGCGCUUCCCGCUGGAGCCAACGAGAAUGGCCUGAUGGUUGUCCCCUCCCAGACCUGGAAGGAGAUGCUUCAGCUCGUCCACUGCGAGGUUCUCUCGGUGGUUUCCUCCGAGCACAUGGACGCCUACCUGCUCUCCGAGUCCAGCAUGUUUGUCUUCCCUCACAAGCUGAUCCUGAAGACUUGCGGCACCACCACCUUGCUCCUCGGACUGAGGCGCCUCUUGCGCAUCGCAGCUGUCGAAGCUGGCUUCCCCUUCCACAACGUCGCAGACAUCAAGGAUGAGGCCGCCAUGGCCUCCCCAUACCGUGUCUUCUACAGUCGCAAGAACUUCCUCUUCCCGGACAAGCAGCGCGGCCCCCACCGCAGCUGGAACGACGAAGUCAAGUUCCUCGACAACCUCUUCGAUGGAGGCAGCGCCUAUCUUGUGGGGAAGAUGAACGGGGACCAUUGGUACCUCUACAUCACCACCCCCGACCCACAGCUGACUCCCCCGCGUACCCCGGGCAGCAGCAAGGAGAACAGCCCUACUCGUCCCGCCAAGAUUCCCACGGGCAUCAUGUCCUCUUUCCCCCAACUCAGGGCCGGGGACGAGUACCAGGACGAGACGCUGGAAAUCCUCAUGACAGACCUCGACCCCGAGAAUGCCAAGCAGUUCUACCUGUCGCACGCGAGUGCGGUCGCGCGCGACCGGGUUCCUCUGCAGGCUGAGGAGGCGAGGAAGGAAGCUUCGAGUGGCGGCGCUCCCGAGAACAACAACGACGAGACGUUCGACGUGUUUGCCAAUGGUGUCAACGCUGGUGGUGACCAGGCUCCGAACCCCGAGGUCGAGCAGCUCACCUCGGAGGGCCACGCCCUCGGAACAGUCGUCUCGCAGAACUGCGGCCUGUCCGAGGUCUACCCCACCACCAAGUACCCCGACGCGCGUGUCGACGCUUACCUGUUUUCCCCGUGUGGCUUCUCCGCCAACGCCGUCAUCCCGGCCCCGGUCGAUGCCGACGCAGAGGUCCACGACGUCGUCAAGAGGACCGCGGGAGCCACGCACUACUUUACCGUGCACGUGACGCCCGAGCCGAACUGCAGCUUCGCCUCGUUCGAGACCAACGUCCCCGGGGGCCAGAACGGGCGCGAGACCGGCGAGAUCAUCGAGCACGUCGUCGGCAUCUUCAAGCCCGGCCGAUUCAUCGUCACGCUGUUCGAGGCCAAGGGCGCGUCCGCGGCCCGGGGCCCCGACCCCUACGGCCUGCGCAAGAACCGAAGCGAGGCUAUUUGCGGGUACAGGCGCGUCGACCGCAUCGUCCACCAGUUCGAUGAUUACGACCUUGUGUUUGGUUUCUUCCAGCGGGACGACUGGGUUGGGUUCGGUGGUGCUCGGGUCGGCGAGGAGUCUCCUCGCUCUUCUGUUCAUAUGGAGCUCUAGUGUGAUGCUCCUAGACGAUCAUUAAGGCGACAAUGAGUCUGGAUUACUGGUUCUUUGGUAUCGCGGCCUUUGUAUUUCAGAGGUGAUUGGGGCUGUCGGUUUCCUUUUCCUGGGGUAGCAAUCUGGUAUACUUAAGGAUCAUGACUCACGCUUCGGUGUCUCUUGCUGUUGAGUAUGACUAACGUGAGUAUGUGGUGAAAUGAGCAUUCCACGGAUUACGAUUUUGAUUAUGCUGGUUCUGCAACAGCCACCGCUCUAGGGCUUAUUUGUCCCUGAAUUCAAGACUUGGUGCCUUCGGGUUCGUCUCGUAUUCUGCAGUGCGGAGCGUGACACAUGGUGUUCGGAAUCACUGACAUACCGUGAGCGUAUAACUGACCGAUGUUUGGGGACCAUGGCAUCCUUGCUAGCUUUUCAGGAAGUGAAAGCGUUAGCAUCGUGACUGAUCCAGAGUUAGAUACCUGAUCUUUUCCUGGAGGCGUGGCCAGCAGAGGUUCAGUGUCAGAACAGGCAGUCGUGGUAGCUUGAGAUUGUCUUCCCGACAUCCCAAUGCUAGUACUGUCCGAUCUAUGGUAAGAGAACACCAGGUUCUUCUCUUGUUGUGGAAAUUUGUCACAUGGUAAUGCCACUUCAUCCGUGUUGUGUUAGCGAUCGCAUGUGCAUGUUAUAUGGGUAGCAUGCAGGGUUAUUUACCUUGCCGGAGUUAUACUUGAUUCCUGACUUAUGCAUGAUAUCCGAGAAGCACGAGGAGAGCUCAGAACAUGAGGGAAGGAUCCCAGACACAGUGGAAACCAGCUGUUGUAUUUCACGCCAAACACUGCAAACAUGGGGACGCUGUCGAUGCAAACAUUUGAAUUGAUUCUACUUUUGAUCCUGUA
Molecule: messenger RNA, 3014 nt
Organism: Diaporthe batatas
Lineage: Eukaryota; Fungi; Ascomycota; Sordariomycetes; Diaporthales; Diaporthaceae
Product: adenosylmethionine decarboxylase SPE2
Exons: 1
Coding region: 565-2139 (524 amino acids)
Biological process (GO): spermine biosynthetic process; spermidine biosynthetic process
Cellular component (GO): cytosol
Molecular function (GO): adenosylmethionine decarboxylase activity
Source: RefSeq, a predicted model, not a curated record